Chironomus riparius is the source of this 1850-nucleotide messenger RNA. Lineage: Eukaryota; Metazoa; Arthropoda; Insecta; Diptera; Chironomidae. The record is from the annotation of a GenBank genome assembly.
AAUAAUGUUAAGCUGGAAUGAAUUUUAUUCGUCUCGUGCAAGCUGUACAGAAAAGAUCUAACACGCGCUGAAAAAACGAUUUUAAAUUUUUGUGAUUUUUAAUUUAAUAAAUUUUAUGUAAUUUUUUUGGACAUUUCACAACUGGAUAUAGGAGGAAUAUAAUGAAAAAAGAAAUAUCCAAGUCUUCUGCGACAAAUAAUUGGCUUCAUCAGACACAACUGACACAUAAUUAUCUCUGUAUCUUAUUCUCAAAAUCUACGGAACAUUUCAACUAUUUAUUUUAAAUAAUUUGACAAGUGUGAGUUCUAGUCAAACAGAUUUAUAGUGCAAAAAAGAACUAACAUCUAUUAAUAGACAUAAAUAAGUGAGAAAGAGAGAAACUGCCACAAUACCUAUUUUUAUAAUUAAAGAAAUUUGAAAACAAGAUUAAAAAGAAGGCAUAUUUGUGAUACAGAGUGCUUGUGUAUAGCCAUAUAAUAAAUAUAUUAAGUGUACUGAUUACCAAAAAAAAAAGUUUGAAAAAUAUAAAGUGAAAUAAAAAAUGAUGAACUCCAUGAGUUUUGCAAAACAAACGAGAGGAUUGCUCGGGAUCAUUAUAACUGGCACGUACCGCAAUAAUUUGCGUGCAAUCGGCAGUAAUAAGUUUUUCUCAUCGACGACAACUGGCUCUACUUCUACGACUACAAAUGCAUCUAAGGAGAAUGAACCGAUCAAAAAGUCAGUCUUUAUCUCUCAAUCGUAUGAUAUUUUCACCAAUUUGGCCAUAGAAGAUUGGAUUUAUCGUAAUUAUGAUCUUUCAAGUCAUCACAUUUUAAUGCUCUGGGUCAAUAAUCCAUGUGUCGUUGUCGGAAGACAUCAAAAUCCGUUCAGUGAAUCAAACGAGAAAGCAUUGAAAGCAGCUGGCAUUGAAUUGGCAAGAAGAAAUAGUGGUGGAGGAACUGUUUAUCAUGAUCGCAAUAAUCUUAACUGCACUUUCUUUACGCCUCGCAAUCGAUACGACCGAAAAUAUAAUUUGAAUCUAAUUUCGAGAGGCAUUUAUCGUGAAUAUGGCAUUGAUACUGAGAUAUCGGAACGCGAUGAUAUCUUACUUCAUGGAAAAAAAAUAUCCGGAACAGCAGCAAAGCUAGGUCGUCCAAAUGCUUAUCAUCAUUGUACAUUGCUCGUUGACUGUAACAAAGAUCAUUUGAGAGGUGCACUGAAGAGGACUGGAAAGGAAGAAAUAAUAAGUAAAGCGACUGCAUCAGUACCCUCUCCAAUUAAGAAUUUAGCUGACGUAAAUAAGAAUGUGAAUGUACAGUCGUUAUUAACAGCAAUUGGGUAUGAAUUUCUUCGUACAACGCCCGAUAAGCUAUUUGAUGGUGGUCGUGAGUAUGUAAUGCAACAAAGAGGCUUUCAGUUGAUUAAUCCGACUGAAAAGUGGUUCCCUGGAUUAAAUGAAUUGCGUGAAAAUUUUGCAUCAUGGGAUUGGAUCUAUGGAAAGACACCAAAGUUUGCUGUUGAGACAAAAAUUGAAUUUAAAUCAGGAAUCGAGUGUCAUAACAUGAAAGUUGUUGUGGAUGUUGAAAAGGGUUUGAUCCAAAAAAUUGACCUCAACUUUAAGGGUGAAGUCAUGCCAAUCGUAUCAAGCUUAAUCGGUCAGGCAUACAAUGAGAAUAAUCUCGAGAAGAUAACAAGCGCUCUUAAAAAUGUUUCAACUGAGAAUGUAAAGAAUGUGUUUGAAGCUAAGAAUGGACUAUGACUAGUGCUGAAUCAUGAAUGAUUGAAAUGAUUAUAAAAUUACCAAUAAAUAUAUUUAAUGUAUUAACAUGUACUAUAUACCAGAAAUCUUUAACAAUUGUGGAUAUAUCUAU